AAAAACAUACUGCACGACAAUUGCGGUUAUGCUUCCUUCUUCAUCAAUGGGAUUCAAAGCUAGAUUUCAAAGAAAGUACUAUGGGGGAGGCGAAGGAUUUCGCGAAAAACAAUCAGCCGUUCACGCGGCACUUUGCGAUUCCUUUAAUACACCAACUGCAAUGAGCGAAAUAAUGGAACUCAUUAACAAAACUAACAUUUAUGUAUCUGCUGGAAGAAAUAACAUUAGCAUAUUCGUACUCGAAAAUAUAGCGAAAUAUGUGACAAAGAUGUUAAAAAUCUUUGGUAUUAUUGGAAACACAUCAUCCGAAGAUAUUGGCUUCGGUGAAUCAGAACAAAAAGAGGUUGUGCUUCCAUACCUUCGUGUUCUAUCGAGUUUUCGCGAUAAUGUCCGAGAACUUGCACGCCAACAGAAAGGUCAUGGAGAAUUUUUAGCCUUGAGCGAUAAGCUAAGAGACAUUGAUUUGGUAAAUCUUGGAGUGUCGUUAGAUGAUCAAGAAGAUGGAAAGGCUUUGGUUAAAUUCGUGGACAGAGAUGUACUUAUCAAAGCAAGAGAAGCAAAAUUACAACUCCAAGCAGAAAAGGCCGCCAAAAAAGAGGCUGCCGCAAAAGCUAGAGAGGAGGAAAGAAAAAGAAAAUUGGAACAAGGCAAACUCGCAGCUGAAGACUUGUUUAAAGAGGAAAAGGAUGAAGAUGGAAAAAAUCUUUAUUCUGCAUUCGAUGAACAAGGAAUUCCGACACAUGAUAGUAAUGGAGAAGAACUGUCGAAAAGUAAAAUUAAAAAACUGAAGCAAAAAUGGGAUAUUCAAAAGAAGUUAAAUGAUGAAUAUUUGGCUACUAUUUCCAAUUCUGAUAAUUAA
Messenger RNA from Racocetra fulgida, 859 nucleotides. Lineage: Eukaryota; Fungi; Glomeromycota; Glomeromycetes; Diversisporales; Gigasporaceae. The record is from the annotation of a GenBank genome assembly.